Molecule: messenger RNA, 1260 nt
Organism: Prorocentrum cordatum
Lineage: Eukaryota; Dinophyceae; Prorocentrales; Prorocentraceae
Source: the annotation of a GenBank genome assembly
AUGGGGUUUCCCGAUGCUGCUUCGCUCGCCAAGGUUGCCCAGGAGCUCGAUGACAUGCCCACCUUUCCUGAGGAUGAUCAUGCUGAUGGCCGUCAUGAUCGGGGCUCGCCUGAGCACAAGUACCCGCGCACCGAGGACGGCAAAGGCGGCAACACCAGUGGCAAGGGAGUCGCAGGCAUGGCUGCCCGCGCGGCGGGGGCUGUCGGCUCCGCUCUUUUCGGCGGUCGUGGCGAUUCUCAGUGUACUCCUGGCUCGUUUCCUGCUGGUGCCCAUCGUGACCCUGCCCAGCCUCCACUACAGCAGCCUCAAUAUGAUGAUGACUAUAUCAGGCACGUCGCAGCAAACGCAGUUGCUGAACAGUUUGGAGAACUACGGUCCGAGCUGGAAUCUCUGGUUGGAUCUACCGUCGGCGCAACUGUGCAAUCUUCAAACAAAUCUAUUCUCGACACACUGGAAUCCCUGCGCGUCCAGAUCACGGCCCAGCCGAAAGAAGUCGACCAGCAGAUUAUGGCCACUUCCAAGAUUGACUCCCUCGGCUCCCACGUCAACACGCUCUCGAUUGACGUGGAGAAGCACACCGCAGACAUCGCCAACCUACGUAAGCAGAUGGACGAGCUCCGCGGCGAGCUCAUGGUCGCCAAGCGCACCGAGAAGGCUCCCACGGCACCGCCCUCCUUCGAUCGCGUGGAAGACCCCUCGGUUGUCGUCGCCAUGGCCACGAAGAUGGUUGGGAUUGAGUCUGUGCGUGCAUCACUUUCCCCCUUCUUGGCGGAGUUGGGCUUGGACGCAUCGUCAUACUCUAUCAAGUCCACCGGUCCGAUGCCAAGCAGAAGGUACCUCGUCUCAUUCAACGGCAGUGUGGGGCUCGCGUCCAAGUAUGUCAACAAAGUCUUAUCCAAUCUCAGGCAGAACGAUGAAUGGCGUAUCUUCGAGGCUGAUGUGUCAGGCUCUACUCCCGCUCGUCUCCAUCUCGGACCAGACAAAAAUCCGAAACAAAUUAAAACGGAAAUGGCGCUCAGGAAGCUUCGCACGGCCAUGGCUGGCAAAUAUGACGGACGCUGGGUCGUGGACAGGGAGCGUGGUGUCCUCCGCUGCGGGUGGACGCACAUCCUCAAGCUCUCCGCUCAGCCUGACGACCAGCCCUUCGACAUCUUCUACAACGACGAGGGCCUCAGUGAAGUCGGCAUCGCCAAGCACGAGGUCCGUGAGCUGGUUCAGUCCACCAUCGCACCACCACCGCCGCCGCAGUGGUGCCUUUAA